Molecule: messenger RNA, 770 nt
Organism: Eurytemora carolleeae
Lineage: Eukaryota; Metazoa; Arthropoda; Copepoda; Calanoida; Temoridae
Exons: 4
Coding region: 72-749 (225 amino acids)
Source: RefSeq, a predicted model, not a curated record
UUUACCGAGCACCCUGAGUAACCUUGGGCUACCACUCCCAUCCGUCCUUACAUCUUCAGUUAUUAUUUAGAAUGAGGCAUUUAACCAUCUCCACACUAGCGUUCUCUGUAGUGCUGGUCAAUGGUACUGGACAGUAUAAGUGUGGAGAGAAGGAGUUUACUGAAACUAGAAACAGUUACGAGAAGUGUGCUAGUCUCAAGAUACGUGAGAUAACUGUAUGGUUAGAACAAAACCCGGAGAACCUACUACUCAGCAGUGUAUGCGGAGCAGUACAGGAUCUACUUCAUACUUGUGGAGAUGAGCUGGGCUGGUGCUUCACAGAGAUUCAGGUUGAAGAAACUAAAUCUUUCCAAAGAGCAGGACUUGAAGAUAUACUUCGUCAACAUUUACCUUCACAUUCAGUAGAGUCCUGUAUACACCAGAAUAUAUCAUACCAUUCAACAAACCAAACAGUUGAUACACGGAGUAAGACCCCAAGGUUUACUACAAUUAGGACGGAUAACUUUGGAGCUGUAGAAACGGAACCCAACCCAGGAGAGGAUUCUGAUGGAUCUGCGAACCUAGAGUUGAACCCUGUAGAUAUUACUGACAGGGCGGAGUUUAGUAGAACAUUUAUUAAAGAUUUUCCAGUGAAUCACGAGUUUCAUCUUGAUCAGGACGAAACCACCAGAUUCUCCGGGUCCUGCCAAACUAGUUCUAGUCUGAUUGCGUUGCUGUCAUUAAAUAUGAUCUUUAUAGUUCUAGAAUAAUUUGAAAUAAAAUAAAAUAAC